Trachemys scripta elegans is the source of this 1148-nucleotide messenger RNA. Its product is annotated as aldehyde dehydrogenase family 3 member B1-like. The transcript is spliced from 7 exons. Lineage: Eukaryota; Metazoa; Chordata; Testudines; Emydidae. Gene Ontology annotation, molecular function: aldehyde dehydrogenase (NAD+) activity. The record is from RefSeq and is a predicted model, not a curated record. Gene Ontology annotation, cellular component: cytoplasm. Gene Ontology annotation, biological process: aldehyde metabolic process. Bases 84 to 1148 code for a protein of 354 amino acids.
CACAAAACAGCAGCGAUUGUUACCUGGCCCGGAGGGGAUCAGGUGCUGUGGGCGGGGCCUGCUGCAGGGGCGAGGCGAAUAGCAUGAACCCCUAUAUGAGUUUGGUGAGCAGCCUGCGCACUGCCUGGCUCACGGGGAAGACGCGCGCCGCUGAGCACCGGGUCUCCCAGCUGGAGGCGCUGCGCCGCUUCCUGGAUGACAAGAAGCAGCCCAUCCUGGAUGCCAUGGCCUCGGACAUGCGCAAGCCCCCCUUCGAGGUGGAGCUCUCCGAGAUUAUCAUGGUCAAGAACGAGGUCAACUACGCGCUCAACAACCUGUCCAGCUGGAUGAAGGACGAGGGCGUGGACAAGAGCCUGGUGACUCAGCUGGACAGAGCCUUCAUCCGGAAGGAGCCCUAUGGAGUGGUGCUGAUCAUCGGGCCCUGGAACUACCCCUUGCAGCUCAUCCUGGUGCCCCUGGUCGGGGCCAUCGCGGCCGGGAACUGUGUCAUCAUCAAACCCUCCGAGAUCAGCAGCAGCACCGAGAAGCUCCUGGCUGAGACGCUGCCCAGCUACCUGGACAAGGACUGUUUUGCUGUGGUGACCGGGGGCCCCGCGGAGAUGACAAAGCUGCUGGAAAACAAGUUUGACUACAUCUUCUUCACUGGCAGCCCCCAAGUGGGCAAGAUCGUGAUGGCAGCUGCGGCCAAGCAUCUGACACCCCUGACGCUGGAGCUGGGGGGCAAGAACCCCUGCUACGUGGCCGACGAGAGCAACCUGCAGAACGUGGCCAACCGGCUGGUCUGGGGGCGCUGCUUCAACGCGGGGCAGACCUGCAUCGCGCCCGACUACGUGCUGUGCAGCGCGGAGACGCAGGAGAAGCUGCUGCCCGCCCUGCACCACGCCAUCACCCAGUUCUUCGGCCCCGAGCCCCGGGAGUCGCCCGACUUCGCCCGCAUCAUCAGUGACAAGCAGUUUCAGCGCAUCCGGGCCCUGCUGGGCAGCGGGCGCGUGGCCAUCGGGGGGCAGACGGACGAGAGGGAGCGCUACAUUGGUGAGGGCCCCGCCACCAGGGCACAGAGAUCCAGGGGACCCAUCCAUGCCAGGGCACGGGGGCUCAGGGGACCCAUUCAUGUCAAGGUGCGGGGGCCUUGGGCAGGGCAAGGGUAG